This is a messenger RNA of Meloidogyne enterolobii, 949 nucleotides long. Lineage: Eukaryota; Metazoa; Nematoda; Chromadorea; Rhabditida; Meloidogynidae. The record is from the annotation of a GenBank genome assembly.
AUGUCAUACACUACAAAUUUUCCACACAGUCGUAAACGGACAGUAUAUGUCGGUGGUUUUGGCGAAGAGGUUAAUGAAAAAAUUCUUACUUUGGCUUUUAUUCCAUUCGGUGAUAUUGUUGGAGUUAGUAUUCCUCUUGAUAAUGAAACUGGAAAACAUAGGAGUUUUGGUUUCGUUGAAUUCGAGCUCCCCGAAGAUGCAGCUGCAGCAAUCGACAAUUUGGACUGUUCUGAAAUAUACGGACGUACAAUUCACGUUAAUUUUGCCAGACCUCCCAAGGUUAAUGAACGAAGUCAAAGGCCUAUUUGGGCUGAUGAUGAAUGGCUCAAACAAUAUGGCCAAGGAACGGGUAAUGCAGAGGAAUCAAACGACAAUAAAACAGAAAAGGAAUCUGAUGAAGUUAUUAAUAUUGAUAAAGAAGGUUCAGAAACAGAACAAAGGUUGCCUCGAGUUUUUCUUGGAGUAAAAAUUGGAAUUAGGUAUAUUGGUCGAAUAGUUAUUGAGUUGAGAUCUGAUAUUGUUCCAAAAACGGCCGAAAAUUUUCGAGCAUUAUGUACUGGUGAACGAGGAUUUGGCUUUGAAGGCUCCAAGUUUCAUAGGAUAAUCCCAAAGUUUAUGAUACAAGGAGGAGAUUUUACCGCAGGUGAUGGCACGGGAGGAAAAUCGAUUUAUGGAGUGAAGUUUGAGGAUGAAAAUUUUAAAUUAAAACAUGUCAUGCCUGGUGUUCUUUCAAUGGCCAAUUGUGGUCCAAACACAAACGGAUCACAAUUUUUUAUUUGCACGGAGAAGACUGAGUGGUUGGAUGGGAAGCAUGUUGUUUUUGGACAUGUCGUAGAAGGAAUGAAUAUUGUUCGGCAAAUCGAGCAGCAGGGCACAGCUUCUGGAAAGCCAAUGAUGCAGGUUGUUAUUGUUGAAUGUGGUGAAGUUAAAUAAAUUCUUUGUUUUGUUG